Dermacentor andersoni is the source of this 1363-nucleotide messenger RNA. The record is from RefSeq and is a predicted model, not a curated record. Lineage: Eukaryota; Metazoa; Arthropoda; Arachnida; Ixodida; Ixodidae.
AUGGCAGCGCCCGUGCUGAACCACAAGCGAGCGUUCCGUGGAAACAACAAAGUGGUGACUGUGGACGACUUCAGGCGCCUGGGCCUGCCAAAGUUGCCACCGGUGGUGCGCGCAUACUACCAAAGUGGGGCAGACCAGGAGCAAACGUUACGAGAAAACGUGUUGGCUUUUGGCAGGCUCCGUUUGCGACCCCACGUUCUGGUCUCCGUGCACAAUAGGAGGCUCAACACCACGCUGCUUGGGCAGCCAGUGAGUAUGCCCGUAGGCAUCGCGCCCACUGCCCUGCAGAAAAUGGCUCACAGUGAGGGAGAGAUCGCCACGGCCAUGGCUUCAGCGAAGGAAGGGACGGUGAUGAUCCUGAGCACGCUGAGUUCGAUUGCGCUGGAGAAAGUCAGGACCGAAGCGCCGCAGGGCAUAAUUUGGCUGCAGCUGUACGUUUUCAAGAACAGGACCGUCACGCUUGAGCUGAUAAGGCGUGCCGAACAAGCAGGCUUCAAGGCCAUCGUGCUGACGGUAGACGCGCCCACCUGGGGACGGAGGAUCGUGGACGAGCGCAACGCCUUCACAACGCCUCUGGGAAUCUCGCUCGGGAAUUUUCCGCCUUCACGAGGAUCGCAAUACGACCACUUCGAGAAAACGAAAGGUUGCGGCCUGACCAAGUACACGAACGACUUCUUUGACCCUUCGUUGACUUGGAAGGACGUCGCUUGGCUCAAGAACGUUACGAAGCUACCUGUAGUCCUGAAAGGAAUACUAACUGCGGAGGAUGCUUCCAUAGCAGUGAGCGUGGGUGCAGACGCCAUUAUCGUGUCGAACCAUGGGGGACGCCAGCUGGACGGAACGCCGGCCACGAUUGAGGCGCUGCCGGAAAUCGUGUCGGCCGUGGGCGACCGGGCAGAAGUCUACAUGGACGGCGGCGUACGCAUGGGAACGGACGUCAUCAAGGCGCUCGCACUCGGUGCAAAAGCGGUGUUCGUGGGAAGGCCGGCGCUGUGGGCCCUCGCAUAUGACGGUAGAAGAGGUGUCAAGAUGAUGCUGGAUGUCUUCAGGACGGAACUUCUAAGGGCUAUGGCACUUAUGGGCCGCAAGUCAGUGCAUGACCUUGGUAAGCAAGACGCUGUCCGUCAGGAGUACUACUGGUUUAAGUGAACAAAAAAAAAGGAAGAAAAAUACGGCUGCAUUUAUUCCAUCUUGCGAUCUACACAAUUGCUGUGAUCUGCAUAUUUCAUCCAAUAAAAUAUGUAACUUUGAACACCUUUUGAAACGUUGUCGGCAUCGUUCUUUUGUACGUUAUAUAUACGUAAUUACAGCUAUGGCUCGCAGCCGAGUAUAAUUUUUCUGAACAAACUUAGAGAGAGAGAGA